Molecule: messenger RNA, 3771 nt
Organism: Periophthalmus magnuspinnatus
Lineage: Eukaryota; Metazoa; Chordata; Actinopteri; Gobiiformes; Gobiidae
Gene: spire1b
Product: spire-type actin nucleation factor 1b
Exons: 16
Coding region: 171-2483 (770 amino acids)
Biological process (GO): establishment of meiotic spindle localization; actin nucleation; actin filament network formation
Cellular component (GO): cytoplasmic vesicle membrane; cell cortex
Molecular function (GO): actin binding
Source: RefSeq, a predicted model, not a curated record
AGCUUCCAGAAACACAGAAUCACACACGGACACACACCCACACUCAUAACCGUGUUUUAAACGGGGGCAAUCACCCUCCACCACCGCGACUGCUGCACCAUCAUCCCGGGGAAAGUGUCCAUGUGUUGGGGUUAGCUCUGGUCUAGCCUCGGCCUGGAUCCGCUGGUUUGAUGGAUGCUGCGACGGCGCUCAGUCCAACGGAGGAGCUGUCUUUGGAGGAGAUACUAAAGCUCUAUAACCAACCCAUCAACGAGGAGCAGGCAUGGGCGGUGUGCUUUCAGUGCUGCCGGUCCAUGGCGAAGGAAAACCGGGCCUCCAGGAGGAGCUCUACCGGGAUCGGAGCAUCCUCAGCCGCGUCCCCGGGAAAGAUUUCAGGGCCACGGGAUGUUAUGAUACUCAAAGACGGAUCUAUACGCGUGGAGCACCAGACAUGUCAAGGUAAAUUCAGCCCUUGCACAACAGCGGAGGCGAUUGAGUCUCUGGGGAUCAUGAUCUACAAAGCACUGGACUUUGGUCUGAAGGAGAAUGAAGAGCGAGAGCUGAGCCCACCUCUGGAACAGCUCAUCGACCUCAUGACCAACAUGGCCGACUCUGACCCCUGUCCUGAUGAAGGAUAUGAGGCGACAGAGGAAGAGGACGAGGGAGAGGAAGGCUCUGAGGGGGUUUACUGUGUCCAUGGAUACAGAGACAUACUCAAGUUGUGUUCUGCUCACCUGCCCAGCUUGUCAGAUGCCUCCUGUCACUACCAGGCUGUGUGCAGGGCGCUUUACACUGAAACAAGGGAAUUGCGUACAUUUUUGGAGAAGAUCAAAAGUGCCAAAGAAAAUCUGCGUAAAAUGGAGGAAGAUUCCUCGGAGGAGCCUGGCCAAGAGCUCAAUGAACUACAAAACGCUGACUGGGCGCAUUGCUGGGUGCAGGUGAUGCGGAACCUUCGUGAUGGGGUGAAGCUAAAGAAAGUGCAGGAGCGCCAGUACAACCCUCUGCCCAUUGAGUACCAACUUACCCCCUAUGAGAUGUUAAUGGACGACAUCCGCUCCAAAAGAUAUAAAUUGCGCAAAGUCAUGGUGAAUGGGGACAUUCCUCCCAGAUUGAAGAAAAGUGCCCAUGAAGUCAUUCUGGAGUUCAUCAGAUCUAGACCUCCUCUGAAUCCUGUCUCGGCGCGUAAGUUGAAACCCCCAGAGCAGCCUCCUCCCACACUUCAUGAGCGAAUCCUGGAGGAGAUCAAGUCUGAGAGGAAACUGAGGCCUGUGUCACCAGAUAUGGUCCGCAAAGGCAGGCUAGACGAGUUCAGUCCCUACAUGGGUAGGAGGGUGUCCAGUACUCUGUCACUGCUGAAUGGGGCCGGUGCAGCAGAGGGCAAUCUGAAGAUCGAGGCCCCAGGAUCCCAGUCAGCCCCUCAGAGGAAGAGGCUGCUCAAGGCCCCCUGUCUGUCAGAACUUGACAGUUCAGAUUCAGAUGAUGACAUGUUUUUACGGACAUCAGCGAGCAGCUCGAGUGUGGCCACAUCAAUGAUGGAUGAUACAUCACCAGAAUCAGUUAUCAGCAAAAAAACCCCCCCCAUGUUCUUGCCGAUUUCAUCCACUCCUCAGCCUGAGAGACGCAAGACACCUCAGAGAAGGCACUCCAUAGAAAAAGAAACACCCACCAACGUCAAACUGUUCCAGCCCCCCUCCAGACAGAGCUCCAAGUCUCUGGAGGAGUUUUGUUUUCCAGUGGAGUGCCUGUCUCUCACUGUGGACGAGGUGAUGCACAUUCGACAGGUUUUGGUCAAAGCUGAGCUGGAGAAGUUUCAGCAGUACAAAGACAUCUACACGGCUCUCAAGAAGGGCAAGCUUUGCUUCUGUUGUCGGACGAAGAGAUUUUCUUUUUUCACCUGGUCAUACAUUUGUCAAUUUUGCAAAAAACCUGUUUGUUCACAAUGUUGCAAAAAGAUGCGGCUCCCGUCCAAGCCCUACUCUAGCCUGCCCAUCUAUUCCAUUGGUUCCACAAACACUCUGCCCCGAGACAGGUUAACCGCCAUGGCCUCAGUGGGGCAGGGGCUCUCUGUGGCACCAGGGCCCUCCACAACAUCAGUGGUGACUGAAGCCUCACCAUCUCCAAAUCUAAGGGCUGCUAGAUUUAAAGCAGCAGGGAAGGCCUCAUCUGUGGCAUCUGCUCCUCAGCCUCAGAAAGGGGACAAAUCCUCCAGCAGUCCACACCGUCAUGGCCUACAAAAAACUAUGUCCAAAUUCUCCAAACAUGGCUCGCUGAAGUCCCACGAGGAGCUGGAGCUUCCCUCUGAGCUGACGGAGGACUGGGCCUCAAUGGAGGUCUGUGUGGACUGCAAGAAGUUCAUCUCCGACAUCAUCGCCUCCAGCAAGCACAGUCUGUCCCUAGCCACUAAGAGGGCCCGGCUAAAACGCAAAACCCAAUCCUUUUACAUGUCCUCUCCUAAAGGGAGAGAGGAGUACCGGCCUACAGAAAGAACAAUCAAUGAAAUAUAAGCUAUAAAUGGCACAUAUGGAGAUUGGAUGCAGUCUCCAAGGACUUAAAUAAUGAAAGCUGGAUGAAUUCAGUGGCUGUGUUUUAUGUGUACAGCUCUUAAAGACAGUAAUAAAAAAACAACAACCAGCUGAAAUAUUAUGACCACUGUAAGGCGCACGUGAAUAAUACAAAGGAUGUCUUCUUCAUUCUGUUAGGGAGGAGCACAUACAGUAUAGAGCAGCAAUGGGACUAUUUUUUUUUAAUCAUAGAUAUGUUUGGGGCUGAAUGCUUUAAAAAAUUGUCAAUGGCUAAAUUAUAUGUAUAUGACACUGUUUCAUGAUAAUAAUUGUGCAUUUUAGGUAUGCGGUCAUAAUAUUUUGCCUGAUUGUUGCUCAUCUGCCUUCAUUGUCAAUCCUUUAAUCUUUGGUCUGAUGCUUGACAAGAUUUAAAAUGGUUGCCAAUGCAAAGUGGGAAAAGCUGGGACUGCUGCAUCUUAUUCUGGACAAUAAGCACAACUCAGAAGGAGGAUAUGUUGGACCCUGUCAAGGGACGCACAAGCCACAUUGAUCAGGUUGUAAACUAGAGGAACACAAAAGUAUAUAUGCCAUACUUUUUAUAUGUUUUUGGUUCAGAUUUUUACAAGUGUGUGAGCAGUGCAGUACAUGGUUGUUUAAUGGAGAGCUGCACAGUGUUAUUAAUGACUUUUCUUGUCAUUAUUGGUAAGAAAGAAGGAAGAAGCUUUCCCUUUUUUGUCACAGAUGUGUACAGUGCCAAACAACUUAUAUAACCCAGAUCCCCUUUAACAGUCCUCAAAUAUACUAGGCUCCACUUAGAGCUGGCACUAACUAGCACGAAGAAAGAAUAAUUGGCUUAUACAUGGAGUUUAUUUUUGCUCACAGCUGAGUAUGAAAAACUGAAGCUUGCAUGCCCUGUCUGAGUCUCUGCAGGUCCUGUCUGGCUUUCUCCUGAUGCCAAAGAACAUGCAUGUGUCUGGACAAUUUGGUGAAACUAAAUCAUCAUGCCUACAUGUCAACAUUUCUUGGCUAGCAAUUUGACAGGACAACACUUGGCGGAUAUAGUUCACUGGAACACUGUCUGUUACUGUUAAAAAUUGAUGAGAGGACGAACCUAGGAAAAGUGACCAGAUCCAUGCCCUUAAACAAGCCCAUCUCAAAGAGCUUUUCUGUUGAGAUUUGUCUCUAUGUUGUUUGUGCAAAGUAUGAAGAAAAAGCAGUCUUGGUUCUUUCUCAAUGCUAUACUAAAGAACAAUCAAUACUAACCCAAAAUUAAAGCACACAAGUUCAUAAA